Messenger RNA from Metarhizium brunneum ARSEF 3297, 315 nucleotides. The record is from RefSeq and is a predicted model, not a curated record. Lineage: Eukaryota; Fungi; Ascomycota; Sordariomycetes; Hypocreales; Clavicipitaceae.
AUGGACGUUUCCUCCAACCAAUUGACAUUUCGCAUCAGUCAAUCGCCAACCGACACAUUCACAUGUCCCCGUGGCAAGCCGCCGCGAGUCACUUCCACCGCCUCACGACGUGUCAACCGAUGCCAAGGUCGUGUCCGGGGCAGAUGCCCACGAGGGCUGGGUGCUCGCCGCUGGGACACGCUGAGGCACCCGCACCUCGCGGUCGAGGCGAGCGCGCUGUGGGACGGCGCCGGCAGCCCCGACGCCGUGGAGAUGGCGAGACUGGCCGAGGCGCCGGAGGCCGAGGCGUGCUGGACGAAGGCGGUGAAGUCGUGA